Molecule: messenger RNA, 1899 nt
Organism: Rosa chinensis
Lineage: Eukaryota; Viridiplantae; Streptophyta; Magnoliopsida; Rosales; Rosaceae
Product: plant-specific TFIIB-related protein PTF2
Exons: 1
Coding region: 82-1638 (518 amino acids)
Biological process (GO): transcription by RNA polymerase III; transcription preinitiation complex assembly; DNA-templated transcription initiation
Cellular component (GO): nucleus; transcription preinitiation complex; transcription factor TFIIIB complex
Molecular function (GO): RNA polymerase III general transcription initiation factor activity; RNA polymerase III type 3 promoter sequence-specific DNA binding
Source: RefSeq, a predicted model, not a curated record
CCCAAACCUUUAAAUUCUCAAAACCCAAAUCACCACCGCCAAAUCCCUAAACUCAAUUUCCGCCUCAGAUCUCCCAAAACCAUGCCCAUCUGCGUCUCCUGCAAUUCCAACUCCUUCACCCCCGACGACGUCUCCGGCCGCCUCUACUGCUCCAACUGCGGCCACCUCCAAGACUUCGACAACUUCGUCGACGUCUACGGCGGCGUCUCCGGCCCCACCGGCACCUUCAUCCGCCUCGGCACCUCCGGCCAGGGCACCGACUACCACUACCGCGAAACCAAGAUCUACGAGGCCAAGAACCUCAUCGAUGACGUCACUCUCCGCCUCAACCUCUCGCCGUCCCGCGCCGACGAGAUCAAGGCCAUGAUCGCCAAGAUCACCGAAGGUGAGUUCGGCCAAGGUAACUGGUUCAAUGUCUUGAUCGGUGCUUGUGCUUAUGUUGCUAUGAGGAGGGAUAGCAAGUCCAUGCCGAUCGCCGAGGUCGCGUCGACGAUCGGCUGCGACGAUUACGAGCUUGGUAGGAUGAUUAUGCGUGUUGUUGAUUUUCUCGAGUUGAAAAAACCUGAUUUCCCUGAGUUUGAUAUUGUGAGAUUGUAUGAGAGGACGUUACAGAAUUCGAGGAUGUUUGGGAGUUUAGGGGGGAGUGUGAGGGAGAGGAUGAAGAAGCAGGGGAUUUUUUUGAUACAAUGUGCUAUUAAGUGGUUCUUGACCACUGGCCGCCGGCCGCUUCCGAUGGUGGUGGCGAUUUUGGUUCUGGUGGCAGAGUUGAAUGGAGUCGGCGGUGUUAGUAUUCAGGAUUGUGCUAAGGAAGUCAAUGCUGUUGUUAAUACUUGUAGGUUGAGGUAUAGGGAGCUUUUAGAGGCGCUUGUGAAGGCUGCACAGGUGUUGCCUUGGGGGAAGGAUGUUACGGUUAAAAAUGUUCUCAGGCAUGCGCCGACGGUGAUUCAGUAUAUGGAGAAGAAGUCUAUGUCGGAGCCUGGAGGGAAGAAGCAUUCCGAGGGUGGUGUUGGGAUUGAUUUGAGAGAUGUGGUCAGUGAGUGUUUGGGGAGGAAUUGUGAUGCAGAUGAGGCUGCAACAGAAGUUGAAAAGUUGAAGAAGGUUUCUGAUGAUUCUCGGCGGAUGGAUAAGAUGAAGCUUUCGCAUGAAUGCUUAGCCAUGGUUUACUCGAAAUUUUUAGAUGAGAUGGAGAGUUUUAAGUCCUCUGGUGGGUUUGGAACAGUUCAUGAAAGAGAAGAGAGGCAGUAUUUUGAUCCCCAUGAUUGCACUGAGUGGUGGAAUGGGAAGUCGGAAUUAAGCAAGAAGCUUCUGCUUAAGAAUAUUUUGGAGAAAGAUGUAGGGUUGGAUCCUAUGCCGCCAUCUUAUGUUAAGGGUCUCAAGGCCUGUAAGAGGAGGAGAGAAAGGAUAAAUGCUGCCAAACAGCGAAUUCAUAAGAUUAUGCAUCCAUCAAAUGCUCAUUCAGAUGCUUGCAUUUCUGAAGAUGUACAGACUGGAAGAAAAAGAAAGAGAAGGCAUACUCUUGAUUGGGAAGAUUUAAUUAUUGAAACCCUCCUCCUUCAUCAAGUAAUGGAAGAAGAGAUCGAGAAGGGGUGGUAUAAUAGCUUAUUAGAUUUACAUGUAUUUAACUCGGGAGUUGUGUAAGGUUUCUGAUAUGGUCAAACUGAAAAUGGUGCAAUAUGCUUCCAUGCCUUGGCAACUGCAUGAUUGAAGAGUAUUUUUGUCUGAUGCUGUUAAAAUUUGUCACACCACUUGUUCUUACAAUGUUUUUGAAAUUGAGAAUUGCAAUGUAACACAUACGGCCUUGUAAUGAGGCACCAUUCUUUUGUCUCAAAAGUUAUUUAUCGAGAAAGGAUUCAUUUCUCUCCAUAGUCACCUAUUAAUAAAUGAAAUUCUUGUGUCUCA